GGCGGGCGCAGCGCGCGACCGGCCUGGGAUCGCCCCCCUUCCCCGCUCAUCCCCCCGCUCCGGCUCCCGUCUCGGGCUUCCCGGAAAGUUUGUUCCCUGAACACUCAGCGGGGCGGCUCCGGGAGUCCCGCCGAGACGAGAGUUCCCCCCUGCAGCCCCAGCUGGUGUGGCCAGGCCCCAAGUAUAGGAUGGGGCUCCCUCUACAAGGGCCGCUGGCAGCCAGAACGGACACAGUUCCCCUGCUCUGGGGCCAGGACGCCAGCUGAGGAGGGCAGGAGUGUGUGGAGUUAUGGCUGGUGCUUCGGUGAAAGUGGCAGUGAGGGUCCGGCCCUUCAAUGCCCGGGAGACCAGCCGGGAUGCUAAGUGCGUGGUCAGCAUGCAGGGCAACACCACCUCCAUCUUCAAUCCCAAACAAGGCAAAGAUGCACCCAAAAGCUUCACCUUCGACUACUCCUACUGGUCGCACACUUCGUCCGAGGACCCCCAGUACGCAUCUCAGCAGCAGGUGUAUCGUGACAUCGGAGAGGAAAUGCUGCUGCACGCCUUUGAAGGCUACAACGUGUGCAUCUUUGCCUACGGACAGACUGGAGCUGGAAAGUCCUACACCAUGAUGGGGCGGCAGGAGCCAGGGCAGCAGGGCAUCGUGCCCCAGCUCUGUGAAGAUCUCUUCUCUCGUGUUGGGGAGAACCAGAAUGCACAGCUCUCCUAUUCCGUGGAGGUGAGCUACAUGGAGAUCUACUGUGAGCGAGUUCGAGACCUCUUGAACCCCAAGAGUCGGGGCUCUCUGCGGGUCCGGGAGCACCCCAUCCUGGGCCCCUACGUGCAGGACCUGUCUAAGUUGGCUGUGACCUCCUAUGCAGACAUUGCUGACCUUAUGGACUGUGGAAAUAAGGCACGGACUGUGGCUGCCACCAACAUGAAUGAGACCAGUAGCCGUUCCCAUGCUGUCUUCACCAUCGUCUUCACACAGCGCAGCCACGACCAGCUCACUGGGCUGGACUCAGAGAAGGUCAGUAAGAUCAGCUUGGUGGACCUCGCGGGCAGCGAGCGGGCUGACUCCUCAGGAGCCCGGGGCAUGCGGCUAAAGGAAGGUGCCAACAUCAAUAAGUCCCUCACGACGCUGGGCAAGGUGAUCUCAGCACUCGCGGAUAUGCAAUCAAAGAAGAAGAAGUCGGAUUUUAUUCCUUACAGGGACUCUGUACUCACUUGGCUGCUCAAGGAGAAUUUGGGUGGGAACUCGCGCACUGCGAUGAUAGCAGCCCUGAGCCCUGCUGACAUCAACUACGAGGAGACACUCAGCACCCUCAGGUAUGCAGACCGCACCAAACAGAUCCGUUGCAAUGCUGUCAUCAACGAGGACCCCAACGCCCGCCUCAUCCGAGAGCUGCAGGAGGAGGUGGCCCGGCUGCGGGAACUGCUCAUGGCCCAGGGGCUCUCAGCUUCUGUUCUGGGAGGAGGUCUGAAGGUGGAAGAGGGGAGUCCCAGAGGUGUCCCAUCAGCUGUAUCCUCUCCCCCUACCCCGGCUUCACCCUCAUCUCCCCACACACAUAAUGGGGAGCUGGAGCCAUCCUUCUCGCCCACCACCGAGCCCCAGAUUGGGCCUGAGGAGGCCAUGGAGAGACUGCAGGAGACAGAGAAGAUUAUAGCCGAGUUGAAUGAGACAUGGGAGGAGAAGCUACGGAAGACAGAAGCCCUGAGGAUGGAGAGAGAGGCGUUGCUGGCUGAGAUGGGGGUAGCCGUCCGUGAGGAUGGGGGAACUGUGGGCGUCUUCUCUCCCAAGAAGACUCCACACCUGGUGAACCUGAAUGAAGACCCUCUGAUGUCUGAAUGCCUGCUCUACCACAUCAAAGAUGGCGUCACCAGGGUUGGCCAGGUAGAUGUGGACAUCAAGCUGACGGGGCAGUUCAUCCGGGAGCAACACUGUCUGUUCCGGAGCAUUGCUCAGGCGGACGGAGAAGUGGUGGUCACGCUGGAGCCAUGUGAAGGAGCCGAGACGUACGUCAAUGGGAAGCUCGUGAAGGAGCCGCUGGUGCUCAAGUCAGGAAAUCGGAUCGUCAUGGGCAAGAACCAUGUCUUCCGCUUCAAUCACCCGGAGCAGGCACGGCUGGAGCGGGAACGAGGGGUUCCCCCACCGCCGGGGCCCCCCGCUGAGCCCGUGGACUGGAACUUUGCCCAGAAGGAACUGCUGGAGCAGCAGGGCAUUGAUAUCAAGCUGGAAAUGGAGAAGAGGCUGCAGGAUCUGGAGAAUCAGUACCGGAAGGAAAAGGAAGAGGCUGAUCUUCUGCUGGAGCAGCAGCGGCUGUAUGCAGACUCCGACAGCGGGGAUGACUCCGACAAGCGCUCCUGUGAAGAGAGCUGGCGGCUCAUCUCCUCCUUGCGAGAACAGCUGCCCCCAACCACAGUCCAGACCAUCGUCAAGCGCUGCGGCCUGCCCAGCAGUGGCAAGCGCAGAGCCCCUCGCAAGGUCUACCAGAUUCCUCAGCGGCGGAGGCUGCAAGGCAAAGACCCACGAUGGGCCACCAUGGCCGACCUGAAGAUGCAGGCUGUCAAAGAAAUUUGCUAUGAGGUGGCCCUGGCUGACUUCCGCCACGGGCGGGCCGAGAUUGAGGCCCUGGCUGCCCUCAAGAUGCGUGAGCUGUGUCGCACCUAUGGCAAGCCAGAGGGGCCCGGAGACGCCUGGAGGGCCGUGGCCCGGGAUGUGUGGGACACGGUGGGCGAGGAGGAAGGAGGCGGCGGCGGAGGCGGCGGUGCUGGUGAGGAGGGUGCCCGCGGGGCAGAUGUGGAGGACCUGCGGGCUCACAUCGACAAGCUCACGGGCAUCCUGCAGGAGGUGAAGCUGCAGAACUGCAGCAAGGACCGCGAGCUGCAGGCCCUGCGGGACCGGAUGCUGCGCAUGGAGCGGGUCAUUCCGCUGGCCCAGGAUCAGAAUGACACCAGUGAGGGUCCCUGGGCCCCGGAAGGCUCACAGGCUGCAGAGGAGGCUGCCCCCAGCGACCCUCCGCCCUGUGGCCGCCCAGCCUCACCCCCACUGUCCAGCUGGGAGCGGGUGUCACGCCUGAUGGAGGAGGACCCCGCCUUCCGCCGAGGCCGCCUUCGCUGGCUGAAGCAGGAGCAGCUGCGGCUGCAGGGACUGCAAGGUUCCGGGGGCCGCGGCGGGGGGCUGCGCAGGCCCCCGGCCCGCUUCGUGCCCCCUCACGACUGCAAGCUGCGCUUCCCUUUCAAGAGCAACCCCCAGCACCGCGAGUCCUGGCCCGCAGCGGCCGCGGCCAUGGGGAGUGGGGAGGCCCCAGCUGCACCCCAGCCUCCUGCGGAGGUCACACCCCCGCCGCCACCGCAGCCGCCCCCAGCCAGCCCUGCCCGCAGGCCUCCCAGUCCACGGCGGUCCCACCGUCCUCGCAGGAACUCCCUGGACGGAGGGGGCCGGUCCCGGGGAGGGGGUGCCCCGCAACCCGAGCCCCAGCACUUCCAGCCCAAAAAGCACAACUAUUAUCCGCAGCAGCCCCAGCCGUACCCUGCCCAGCGGCCUGCGGGGCCCCGCUACCCGCCCUACACUACUCCCCCGCGGAUGCGACGCCAACGCUCCGCCCCAGAUCUCAAGGAGAGCGGUGCGGCCGCGUGAGCCCCGCGUCCCAGCGCAGGGAGAAGGGGAGACACGCUUCCCUGGAAACCCACUGGGGUGGGGAAGGGCAGGGAAAGCCCGCAGAAGAGAGAGAAGGUUCGAGCAGGUGACGCGAAGACGAGAGGUGGCUGGGCCGGAGGCCAAGUGAAGGCACAGGGCACGGAGUUGCCAGGAGCAAACCAAAGUGAAGGAUGAGGGGCAGGAAGCCGCCUGGGGCCGCCCCCUGUGGAAGGGCGGAGCCCAUCAACGCUGCUAUG
Messenger RNA from Ochotona princeps (American pika), 3876 nucleotides. It is a transcript of the gene KIF1C, whose product is annotated as kinesin family member 1C. The record is from RefSeq and is a predicted model, not a curated record. Bases 290 to 3619 code for a protein of 1109 amino acids. Gene Ontology annotation, biological process: microtubule-based movement. The transcript is spliced from 23 exons. Gene Ontology annotation, molecular function: ATP binding; microtubule binding; microtubule motor activity. NCBI's taxonomy places the organism in Eukaryota, Metazoa, Chordata, Mammalia, Lagomorpha, Ochotonidae.